AUGGACGCGGGGGCCGCUCACUCGCCGGGAGCACACCAGGAGGCGCGGUUCCCGUCGCUGUCUCUGCUCACCCAGCGCUCCCCGAGGGCGGGGGCCGGGCGCAAGGCCCCGACCCCCCUGGACUGGCACCGAGCGGUGCUCCCUCUCGCCGGGUGGAUGAAUGCAGGCAGGCACUCCGGCUGCCGCUCAGACAAGCGUCUCCCCGUCCACACACACUGCCAGCUGAAGCCCGGAGCUGACGGUGGGAGCCCACCCCACCAGCCCCUCCCCUCCCUCCCCAGCACCCAUCAGCUGGCCCGGGCCGUGGGGGCGGUGGCUCUGCGUCUCCGUGCCAGGCCCAGCCCCCAGAGACGCACCUGUUCUGACCUGCUGAGCAGGUUCCCAGGUUUCUACCGUAGUUGUUGGCCACAGCGUGGGAAGAAGCUCUGGGGGAGCGCAGAGCUCCGACCACGGCUCCUUGGGGUAACCGCAGUGGGGUGGGCAGAACGGGCCGGGUCCCCCCGCAGGAGCCCCCGAGGGACGGGCGGGUGCGCGGGCGCCCGAGGACUCUGCGACUCCCGCUGCCUCCGGGUCGGCGCCCUCUCCAGCUCCCGAGCCGGCUCCCAGGGAGCACUCGGCGGACCUUCGGAAACGCUGGGCAGGUCUGCGUUUGGACCGAGGCCCCUGUCCCUGGGAGCCGACAUGUGGGGGCCUGAGCUCUGGCUGCCGCUGCUGCUCCUGGCGUCGCUCACAGGCCGGGGCGCGGCGGGCGCGCUGGAGAGCGCGGACCUGGUGACCGUGGUGCUGGGUCAAGACGCGAGGCUCCCCUGCUUCUACCGAGGCGACCCCGACGAGCAGGUGGCGCAGGUGGCCUGGGUGCGCCUGGACGGGGGCGAGGGCCUGCGGGAGCUGGCGCUGCUGCACGCCCAGUACGGGCUGCACGUGAGCCCGGGCUACGAGGGCCGCGUGGAGCAGCCGCCGCCGCCGCGGAACCCCCUGGACGGCGCGGUGCUGCUGCGGAACGCGGUGCAGGCGGACGAGGGCGAGUACGAAUGCCGCGUGAGCACCUUCCCCGCCGGCAGCUUCCAGGCGCAGCUGAAGCUCCGAGUGCUGGUGCCUCCCUUGCCCUCACUGAACCCCGGCCCAGCGCUGGAAGAGGGCCAGGGCCUGACGCUGGCCGCCUCCUGCACAGCGGAGGGCAGCCCGGCCCCCACCGUGACCUGGGACACGGAGGUCAAGGGCACCAUGUACAACCGCUCCUUCGCACACUCCCGCUCGGCCGCGGUCACUUCCGAGUUCCACCUGGUGCCCAGCCGCAGCAUGAACGGGCAGCCGCUCACCUGCGUGGUGUCGCACCCGGGGCUGCUGCAGGACCAGAGGAUCACCCACGUCCUCCGAGUGGCCUUCCUUGCCGAGGCCUCCGUGAGGGGCCUGGAAGACCGGAAGCUGUGGCAGGUGGGCAGAGAAGGCGCUACGCUCAAGUGCCUGAGUGAAGGGCAGCCCCCUCCCUCCUACAACUGGACCCGGCUGGACGGGCCUCUGCCGAGCGGGGCUCACGUGGAAGGGGGCACCCUGGGCUUCCCCCCGCUGGCCCCCGAGCACAGCGGCGUGUACGUCUGCCACGUCAGCAACGCGCUGUCCUCCAGGGACUCUCGGGUCACCGUGGAGGUCGCCGCAGACCCCGAGGAGACCACGGGGAAGCAGGUGGAUGUGGUGUCCGCCUCGGUGGUGGUGGUGGGCGUGAUCGCGGCGCUCCUGCUGUGCCUGCUGGUGGUGGUGGUGCUGCUGAUGUCGCUGUACCACCGGCGCAAGGCCCAGCAGAUGACCCAGAAAUUCGAGGAGGAGCUGACCCUGACCAGGGAGAACUCCAUCCGGAGGAUGCAUUCCCACCACGGGGACCCCCGGAGCCAGCCGGAGGAGAGUGUAGGGCUGAGAGCCGAGGGCCACCCCGAUAGUCUCAAGGACAACAGUAGCUGCUCUGUGAUGAGCGAGGAGCCGGAGGGCCGCAGCUACUCCACGCUGACCACGGUGAGGGAGAUAGAGACGCAGACCGAGCUGCUGUCCCCGGGCUCCGAGCGGGCGGAGGAGGAGGAGGACGGCGACGAAGGCAUCAAGCAGGCCAUGAGCCACUUUGUGCAGGAGAACGGGACGCUGCGGGCCAAGCCCACGGGCAACGGCAUCUACAUCAACGGGCGGGGGCACCUGGUCUGACCCAGGCCCGCCCCCCCGGGCCGGGCCUCCUCUGCCGACGUGGGGGCGCCCCCCUCUCCCGGGCCCCCCCGCCCCACGGACUGCUCGACCUUUCCCUCCGGCCCCGGCUCUGGUGCCGGGGCGGCCCUUGGCUGCGUCCCUGCGCCGUGCGUGCAGGUCACUGAGUGCGUGUGUGUGUGUGUGCGUGUGCGAGUGUCGGCCGGGGGAGUGCGUGGAGGGUGGCCGUGCCCGGGACGCAGCGUGGCGAGUGCUGUGUGCGUGGCUGUGUGACCUCCGCCUGCGAACACGGGCGUUUGCUUCAGACCCCAGAGCAGUAUUAGUGACGCAGAGGCUGGAGACGGAGGCGGAGACGGCGGGCAUCCCCAGGUGUGCGGGCACCGCUGGGGCUGGAACCUGGCCUCCCGAGUGGGGAGCUGGGCUCCCACACUGGGCACCGAGGGCGCGUGGGGACUCCCGCCGCUGCAGAAGCCGCCCCCUGCCCUCUGCCGGCCCCGGGGCCUGCUGCACGGACACGCUCCCUUCGAGGACCAACGUUCUGAACACUUUGAGAAGAAAAGGACUUAAACAGACUUCUGAUUUGUAUGAAGUCGCUU
Phyllostomus discolor (pale spear-nosed bat) is the source of this 2783-nucleotide messenger RNA. It is a transcript of the gene NECTIN4, whose product is annotated as nectin cell adhesion molecule 4. NCBI's taxonomy places the organism in Eukaryota, Metazoa, Chordata, Mammalia, Chiroptera, Phyllostomidae. Bases 1 to 2190 code for a protein of 729 amino acids. Gene Ontology annotation, biological process: symbiont entry into host cell; homophilic cell-cell adhesion; heterophilic cell-cell adhesion. The record is from RefSeq and is a predicted model, not a curated record. Gene Ontology annotation, cellular component: adherens junction. The transcript is spliced from 10 exons.